This is a messenger RNA of Nomia melanderi (Alkali bee), 2149 nucleotides long. Its product is annotated as fatty-acid amide hydrolase 2-B-like. The record is from RefSeq and is a predicted model, not a curated record. Gene Ontology annotation, cellular component: endomembrane system. NCBI's taxonomy places the organism in Eukaryota, Metazoa, Arthropoda, Insecta, Hymenoptera, Halictidae.
AUUUUUUUAAAAAAAAAAAGUUAAAAAUUAUCAUAUUUUUCCCACCCUUCCGUGCGUCGGCGACGCGUUCCACUAUACUCUGGUUCUGCCAACAAAAUGGUCCCGCAGCCGGUGACCUGUUGUCAGUGAGUUCUGUGAGCCCGGAAGAAGCGGAAGUCGAUCGAUUCAGUGAUUGGCGUCGCAGUGUAGACCGAACAAUGUGGCUACCAAUCUUCAUCACCAUACUACUGCGCAUUGAGCGCUUCAUUCUUCGACCUUUCUUCAUGCUCCUGCGAUUCGGAAAGCGUCGACGGAUCCCGCCGAUCAAGAAUUCCCUGUUAAAGUCGAGCGCGACCUCGUUGGCCAAGAGGAUCAGGGAUCAAGAGAUCUCCAGCCAGGAAGUGGUAGAGGCGUUCAUCGAACGCAUCAAAGAAGUGAACCCUUACGUGAACGCGGUGAUAGAGGACCGGUUCGAAGCGGCUAUAAAAGAAGCCAAAAUCUGCGACUCGAAGCUGCGGUCAGGGGAAGUGGUCCCGUCCACGCUGGAAAAGGAGAAACCGCUAUAUGGGGUACCGGUCACCAUUAAGGAGAGCUUGUCUCUUAAAGGCAUGUCAUAUACCGGAGGGAACUUGUCGUUGAAAGGGAGAAAAGCCACGGAGAACAGCGUCGCAGUGCAAAUGGUGUUAGACGCUGGUGCUAUUCCCCUGUGCGUCACGAACACUCCGGAACUCUGCUCCAGUAUCACCAGCACGAAUUUUCUGUACGGCACGACGGUGACCCCGUAUGACACAACUAAGUCGUCUGGAGGAUCAUCGAGCGGAGAGGGUGCAUUAAUCGGUUCCGGAGCUUCUGCGCUCGGUUUCGGCUCGGACCUGGUCGGCUCCAUAAGAGUGCCAAGCCUGUUCAAUGGAGUUUUCGGUCACAAACCUUCCGCAAGCCUGGUUCCCACUGUAGGACACUAUCCGCAUUGCACCGACCCAUUCUUCCUACAGCUGCUGACGAUAGGUCCAAUGUCCAGGUACGUGGACGACAUUUACACAGGCUUGAAAAUCCUGACGUCGAAAUCCGGGGUACCAUUACGCCUGGAUGAGCCGGUCAACUUGCAGGAUAUCAGGGUUUAUUACGUACAGGAUAUCAAAUUCUUUAUGAACCUACUUGAGACUUCUGGAGAGAUACAGGAAGUCAUUGAAAAAGCUACGCAAUACUUGAGUGGUACCUGUGCAAGCGUAGAACAACUGUCGCAAGAAUGGGUGAGCAACACGUUCCUUCUUCUGUUGUGCUUCUUCGGCAGCGCGACGCUGCCUGAAGGAUGCGACAAGCCUUUCGACUCUGAGCAACAACACAGCUUCUCCCUUAUGUAUCUCCUGGCGCUGCUCGGACUGUCGCGGAACACGUUAGGGCUCGUGUUCCUUCGAAGGUUCGUGGAGAAAAAGGGAAUGAUAACGGAAGAACAAACGAAGCAAGCCCUAAAAUACAAGGAGGAGUUACACGAAAGAUUGACGAAAUUGCUGGGCGACAACGGAGUGCUCAUAAUGCCAACAUUUCCGGAAGUCAGUAACUAUCCGGAGAUACUUUUCUUCAAGAUCGAUUGUUCGUGUUAUACCGCCUACGCCAAUAUACUGCGACUGCCAGCGACACACGUGCCAUUGGGAUUGAAUAAAAGCGGACUACCUAUUGGAUUCCAGGUACUAGCUGGCCCGAAUCAAGAUCGCCUUUGUCUCGCUGUUGCCAAGGAGUUCGAAAGAAAGUUCGGUGGCUGGAUACCACCGAACUAAGUUAAUUCUUGACGAUCUGUCAUGUCACGUCAUUCUCGAGUAGAAGAACAAUUUGCAUUGUGUUGUUAUCGAUUACCGUGGUCUCUUUUACUUGGACAUACUGCCGAAUAACAGGAAUCGUACAGAAAUGUUGAGGAAAGAUGACAAGCGUAUAGACUGACCGCAAUUUGUUUAUAAUGCAAACAGAAAAAGGACACUUUGUUGGCGUUACAUGCGGAGCACCUCGCGUACAAAUUACUUCUACUGAAACAAAGGACGCAAAGGACCAGCAUAAAUGUGUAGCAACCGUCGAACUUCGAUUACUGUAACACAUGCACUAUAUGGGAUGAAUAAAAAUUGUUUCUAUGCAACAAUGCAAUUAGGACUAAAAGAAUAAACGUUUGUUUUUAAAUUUC